AUGACCAAAGCUACCGAAGCAUUGUUAACUGUGUUUGCUAUAUCAUCAAUUUAUUUUGGUAUUUACGCUAAAGUCAUUCCAACUCCAGAAAUUUUUUAUAAUGAAAUCUUACCAUUUUUACCAUUGUGGGCAAUUGUUUCAUUAGGAGCUUAUUCAUUAGCUGUUUUAGGUUACAGAGUUUUAACAUUCAAAGAUAAACCAGAAAAAUAUAAGGAAUUAUUAGGUCAAAUUGAUGAAGCUAAAGCUUUUUAUAAAUCUAAAGGAAUUGAUUUAGAUGAAUAG
Messenger RNA from Yamadazyma jaroonii, 282 nucleotides. NCBI's taxonomy places the organism in Eukaryota, Fungi, Ascomycota, Pichiomycetes, Serinales, Debaryomycetaceae. The record is from the annotation of a GenBank genome assembly.